UUUUGUUAUUGAAUGUGACGUACUGACGUGUGACAAUGCAAAUAACAGGCAGGCAGUCAUGCACGUGCUACUGUGUUGGAAAAUUGUCUCCUUUAACCACAUUGAUAGUUAUGGGACUAUAUCAACAAAACAGUGACUUUGUGGACUAAUACAUCGCAGUAUAUUUGGAUUAAACUUACAUUGAGUUACUUAUUUUUCAUACUUAUGUUUUAAUGCUCAUGUGGUAGCCUUCCAGAUGCAAAGACAUUUCAUUUAGAAAUGCAUUUUAAAUGUAGUUUUUGCGCUUGGAUGUGUUUCUGCCUUCUGCAAGCAACGUUAACCAAUGCUGACACACAGAACGCGACGGUGCAGGCGCAGGUGCAGGAGUGGGACGACCCGCUGUUGCUGGUGGCCACGCUGGACGGGGCACUCCGCGGCGUGGGGCAGAAGACGGGGCACACUCGCUGGAAGUUACAGGAAGAACCAAUUGUUAAAGUGCCGGUUGAAUCCUCAAGUUCCUUCAUGCCGGCGCUCCUGCCAGACCCGCGCGACGGCUCCCUGUACGUGCUGCGCGGCCCGGGCCAGCGCGACACGCUCCAGAAACUGCCGUUCACCGUGCCGCAGCUGGUAGCGGCCUCGCCGUGCAAGAGUAGCGACGGCAUCCUCUACACGGGGAAGAAGUCCGACACGUGGUACGCCGUGAAUCCAAAAACUGGUUUUAAAGAGGAAGUCAUAAGUUUCAAUAAUGUGGAGAAGAUGUGUCCGCUGUCAGACGCUGGCACGAUCCUCGUUGGAAGAACAGAGUACAACAUAUUAAUGUACGACACCAAGAUGAAAGAGAGGAAGUGGAAUGUGACAUUCUACGACUACUCGUCGAACAGCAUGGACUCCCAGCAGCUAGCCAGCUAUGGGCUGGUGCACUUCGCGGCCAGCUCGACGGGCCGUGCUGUCACGCUGGACCGCCACCAGGGCUCGCUGCUGUGGGAGAGCGACUUCGGGUCCCCGGUGGUGGCGAUGUUCGUGGCGGGCGCGGACGGCCUCACCGCCGUGCCGUUCACCAGCGUGGCGGAGGAGACCCUGCGCCACCUGCGGGCGCGCCUCACCGCGCGGCGCGCCGGCGCCUCCGACAUGCAGCUCUACCCGACGCUGUACGUGGGCGAACACGGCCAUGGCUUGUACGCGCUGCUCUCGUUGGUGGACGAGCACACGCCCACCAUCGCGCCCGGCUCGGUGGGCGGCGUGCUGCUGCUGGAGGGACCCACGCCCGUCGCGCCGGCCGUGCACUGGAGCCACGGCUACAGCUUCCCCGUGCCGGGCCACAGUGUGAGGGUGUCGCCCCUCAGCCUGGAGCUGCCAGUCACCUUCCACAGCCUGCCGCGCCCGCGCUCCCGCCAGUCGCUCGUCGUGCUGGGUGAGUGUGUGUGUGUCUUCCCCGUGCCGGGCCACAGUGUGAGGGUGUCGCCCCUCAGCCUGGAGCUGCCAGUCACCUUCCACAGCCUGCCGCGCCCGCGCUCCCGCCAGUCGCUCGUCGUGCUGGGUGACCACGGCUACAGCUUCCCCGUGCCGGGCCACAGUGUGAGGGUGUCGCCCCUCAGCCUGGAGCUGCCAGUCACCUUCCACAGCCUGCCGCGCCCGCGCCAGUCGCUCGUCGUGCUGGUGUGUGUGUGUGUGUGUGAGUGUGUCACUGCCGUGCACUGGAGCCACGGCUACAGCUUCCCCGUGCCGGGCCACAGUGUGAGGGUGUCGCCCCUCAGCCUGGAGCUGCCAGUCACCUUCCACAGCCUGCCGCGCCCGCGCUCCCGCCAGUCGCUCGUCGUGCUGGGUCACUACGACCUCCCGGAGCUGCGCGAGGCACACGCCACGCCGCAGAUCACCGGCCGCGCGGACGCAGUCAUUCAGCCGGGCAACAGCUCCGUGCAGCACGGCGUGGACGGCUGGACUAAGCUGCGCCAGGUCAACAUUACCUUCAUCCUGUCGCGGAACAUGCUGAGGUUCAUCUACGGAGAGUCCAAGACGUGGAUCAACCAGCAGGAGAACAAGGGCCUCAAGCUUUUGCUGGUCAUGCUGUGUGGCUGCAGCCUCUCCAUGCUGUGGUACCUGCGCCUGAAGGUGCGGGAGUUUCACGACCUGUCGCGCGGCGGCCACCACGGCGUCACGGCGCACGCAGAGAACAUGGGCAGCGGCCGGGUGCGCGUCGGCAAGAUUACCUUCAAUGCGGAGCAAGUCCUCGGGAAAGGCUGCGAAGGGACGUUCGUGUACAAGGGGCAGUUUGAGCGGCGUGCCGUGGCGGUCAAGCGGCUGCUGCCCGAGUGCUUCACGGUGGCGGACCGGGAGGUGAGCCUGCUGCGCGAGUCGGACGCCCACGCCAACGUGGUGCGCUACUUCUGCACGGAGCAGGACCACCAGUUCCGCUACAUCGCGCUGGAGCUGUGCGCGGCCACACUGCACGACUACGUGGAGGGGGGCUUCGACGCGGGCGGGCGCAUCUCGCCGCGCGAGAUCCUGCACCAGGCCACCGCUGGUCUCCAGCACCUGCACUCCCUUGACAUCGUUCACCGCGACAUCAAGCCCCACAACGUGCUGCUGUCCGUGCCCAACGCCCGGGGCGAGGUGCGAGCCAUGAUCUCCGACUUCGGGCUGUGCAAGAAGCUGAAGGUGGGGCGCGUGUCGUUCUCGCGCAGGUCCGGGGCGACGGGCACGGACGGCUGGAUCGCUCCCGAGAUGAUGGUCGGCAACGCUCACACCACGUGUGCGGUCGACGUGUUCUCCCUGGGCUGCGUCGUCUACUACGUCAUGUCGCAGGGCAAGCACCCGUUCGGCGACGCGCUGCACCGGCAGGCCAACAUCUUGUCCGGGGAGUCGACGCUGGGCGACCUGGGGGGUGGCGACAGUGAGCUGUGCUGCCACCUGGUGAGCGCAAUGAUCCACGGGGACCCCGCGCAGCGCCCCCCCGCGUCGGCAGUGAUGGAACACCCCUUGUUCUGGGGCGAGGAGCGAGUGCUGACGUUCCUGCAGGACGUGAGCGACCGUGUGGAGCGCGACGAGGGCAGCGCGGUGCUGCAGUGUCUGGAGAGCCGUGCCAGCGCCGUGGUGGGAGGAGACUGGCGGUACCGCAUCGACGCGGAGGUGGCACAGGACCUGAGGAAGUACCGCAGCUACCGCGGUACCAGCAUCAGGGACCUGCUCCGAGCUCUGCGGAACAAAAAGCACCACUACCACGAGCUGUCGCUGGAGGCCCAGCGCAGCCUGGGGCAGGUGCCCGGGCAGUUCGUGGCCUACUGGACCGGCAGGUUCCCGCGCCUGGUGCUGCACUCGUGGCUGGCCGCGCAGUGCGCCCGGGACGAGCCCGUGCUGGGCCGCUACUACCACGGCCAGUACGUGUUCCCGGGAGCACCCCGCGAGCCCGGGGCGGGGCCGCCCGCCCUCGACAGGACCAGGGCCUGCCGGAGGAGAAGUCGCAGGAGCAGCUCUGAGGCGCCCCCGUCCUGGAAGCUGACCCCUGGAGACAGUUAGUGCUUGGCCUCUGCGCUACUACCACGAGAGACUCCUUCGUGGCGGGGAUGCAUCAAGUGCCUUUAUUCUAAUUACAGAAAUGUCAACCAUCAUACGCAAACCUACAAACAAAAAUCAACCUAAUGUGCAGUUGUUUGAAUGAACAUUUAACAAACUGUGCAGUUACUGAUUUGUUAAAGACGUUUUAUCGGUGUUAACCUGGGUGUGAUUUGUACGCUAGUGAUGUGUGUCUCUCAUCACUCACUGCCUGCUCGCAGUGACGCGUGUGGGGCAAGUGCGGGGGGAGGGACACACACACAGUGCGUGCACGCUAGCAUCAGGGAUCACACAGAGGAGCUACAGGCGCAGGUAGAUUUCCAAGUUCUUACUUCUGUGCAUGGGACUAAGCGAGGCCAAAGAGCAUUUUAACUAAAUUUAAUCCCUGGCAGUGGAGAAUUAUUGCGGACAAAAGUUUUAGAUAAUAUUUAGAACCUUUACAACUUCAAACAGAUUUCACACAGUGCCUGCUAAGGAAGCUAUGAAUUUUUUUUGAUCCUUCAACCCCUAUUCUUUACACCCCUUUAACUAGUCAUUAGUGUUAUAACUUAUAAAAAAAAGCCAUUUUAGCUCAAAAAUAUUUGGCAUACUAUUAGGCUGCAAUAUUUUUCAUUUACUAAUAGAGUAACAGUGAUAUAUUCCACUUUAAAAAAAAAAAAAAAAAAAAAAACUGUUUUCUUCCCAGUAAAAUGUGAUAAGAAAAUAACACAGCAGGGUGGCCACUCUUCAUGGAAUUCAAAGUAUCUGGUUAUUUCCAGGUUUUAAAGGCUCUGAAUUAAAAAAAAACUCCAGGUUUUGCCUUUCAUUAUUUAAACAUAAGUACCACUGGAAAAAUAAUUUGGGGAAUAUAAUAAAUUUAACAGGGCAGUUUAUUAAUUUCUGCAUGUGGUACUCUCAUCCUCGUGUGUUGACUGUUUGCGGAUUUUUUGCCUGCUACGGUACCAACAAGUGUGGGAGUCCAUAUAUUUGCAGUGACAGCAUUGUAUUUGUCAACAUGUGUUGUGCCCACAUGGGCAUGUUACAAUUUUAAAUAAUAAAUAAAAUAUAUUUAUUAAUUCUA
Messenger RNA from Bacillus rossius redtenbacheri, 4588 nucleotides. RefSeq names its product serine/threonine-protein kinase/endoribonuclease IRE1 (gene Ire1). NCBI's taxonomy places the organism in Eukaryota, Metazoa, Arthropoda, Insecta, Phasmatodea, Bacillidae. Gene Ontology annotation, cellular component: IRE1-TRAF2-ASK1 complex. Bases 259 to 3492 code for a protein of 1077 amino acids. The record is from RefSeq and is a predicted model, not a curated record. Gene Ontology annotation, molecular function: ATP binding; RNA endonuclease activity; protein serine/threonine kinase activity. The transcript is spliced from 19 exons. Gene Ontology annotation, biological process: protein phosphorylation; mRNA processing; IRE1-mediated unfolded protein response.